AUGGAAAAGGUGGACGCUGAAGAGACUACAGCAGUCACUACGGCCAAUGAAAAGCCCAAGGAAAGAUUCAAGACUGAGAACAAAGAUCAGAUUCAUUUGAAGGUGGCGGGGCAGGAUGGUUCUGUGGUGCAGUUUAAGGUUAAGAGUCAUACACUACUUGGUAAACUAAUGAAAGCUUAUUGUGAAGGACAGGGUUUGUCAAUGAGGCAGAUCAGAUUCCGAUUUGACGGGCAGCCAAUCAAUGAAACAGACACACCUGCACAGUUGGAAAUGGAGGAUAAAGAUAAAAUUGGUAUGUUCCGGCAGCAGACAGGAGGGGGCUACUAA
Pteronotus mesoamericanus is the source of this 327-nucleotide messenger RNA. Its product is annotated as small ubiquitin-related modifier 2-like. The transcript has 2 exons. Gene Ontology annotation, molecular function: protein tag activity; ubiquitin-like protein ligase binding. NCBI's taxonomy places the organism in Eukaryota, Metazoa, Chordata, Mammalia, Chiroptera, Mormoopidae. The coding region runs from base 1 to 327 and encodes 108 amino acids. Gene Ontology annotation, biological process: protein sumoylation. The record is from RefSeq and is a predicted model, not a curated record. Gene Ontology annotation, cellular component: nucleus.